AGUACAUACGCCUCCUAAAGUAUGCAAUGUCAUAUAUCAACCGCCGGAGGCAUACAUUUUUGUUAAAAAUCAUGUGAAAAAUAAACAUCAUUCCGAGAUAGUGUGUUUUAUAAAUUGGUUUUCCGAGGACGACCGCAGUAAAUGAAUAAAGAUAAUUUUCGCUGAGUUAAAAGAGCCAAAAAUGAAUUUACACAACCCCAAUGGAAAAGGUUUGCAAUGGAUUGAAAGUAGAACACCAGAAAUAUGAAACUGCCAUUACAUGUACUACAUUUCUAAGGACCACUGCCAGUACAGCCCGUUCGCCAAAUAUCAAAAAUGCGGUUUGCCUUCGAUCCCCAUCAACCGCAGUCGGAGCCGCCUUUCAAAGGACACAAGUGCUUCUUCAAUUGCCAGUGCCUCUGCUGUCGUCAGGGAUGCUGUGUAGUCGUCGUUAAGUGUUGCUGCUGCUACAGCUUCAAUUGCUGCAACAGCUAUGGCUCCCGAAAGGCCUUUCUCCAACCUGCCCUGGCGCGCAAGAAGGUUUCCGACCCCGAGGUUUUGAGCGUGUCCAUGCUGGUGGGCGCAAUUUUGGUGCUCGCACGCUGGGCAACUGCACUAGCCACUCUUCUGACGAGCUGCAUCCUCCUUGACAUUUUCUCGGUACUGGGCCAGUCCGGUAUGCCAGACGGAAGCCGCGCCAGUAGAGCAGUGCACGUCUCCAUGGCCUCCACGCCAAGUGAAACAUCCAGCAGCAGCACAGAUGCGAAGCUGAAGUGCUUCUACGGGUACACCUCGUACGACAUUAACAACGAUCAGCAGUUGAAGUCGAAUAGUCUCUGCAGAAUGCUGUGCAACAGUCGCACUCGCAAGCGACAACGAGGGAAGCGGAGACGGCGCAGGCGCAGACGGCGCAGGCACAGGAAUACUGCUAGCGACAAACGACAGCAGGUUCAGCGCAAGCCCCAGAAACACCUACGGACUAGUCAACAGGUGCCACAGAAUCAGAGCGUCUUUCUGCAAGGUCUAGGCCUUAGCGAUACUUUUGAGACAAAUGUUAGAGUGAACUACGACGCGGUACCAGGGGUAAAACUCAUGAGCCAGUCAGAAAAAAGCGUCCUGGUGUCGCCUCUAAGGGAAAUGAUAUCGCCUUGGUCGUCAACACAAAGUUCGAUGCGUAGCUGCUCAAAGAUUAAGCGCAACAGGGCCAAUCUCAUCUGGCUUCUUAUCGGGCUUGUCUGGUUUGAAGUAAAGCUAAUUAACUGCGAUGGAAUCGGCAGCAGCAAUUACUACGCUUCAAACUUGGAGUCUCAUAAGGGCUGCACCUUAUGCCACGAAGGAGGCAAACUCAACAUUUAUAACGAUAAAGAUAAUCCACACACAGACUACAACAUCUACAACAAAUACCAUAACAACAAUUACUUCUACAAAAAAACAAAUCAACCCAAUAACAACAUUUCGCCGAGCGAUCAAGUUCGUUUGGAGUCAAUAAAACGGCAAAUUUUGACGAAGCUUGGUCUUAGCCACAAGCCAAAUGUAUCCCAUCCCCUACCUAAGCAAUUUAUUUGGGAAACAAUCUAUCGUGCGGAUGGUGGACGGAUGAUUAUCAACAAUGCAUUUGAGAGCAGUGGUAAUGAUUUUGAUCAACAAAAUUCCAGACCCCGCACGUUAAACCUACCCGAGGAACACACGUUCAAUGACCUUGGCGGAAGUUCUUAUCCUAGUAAUGAGCGAGGUGCCAAUAAACAUCAAUAUCGAUCCCCGUUCGAAUAUACUUUGAACAUAAGUAAGAGCAAAGUGCAUGACAAAGUCUUGAAAAAUCGUCCUGCAAACCAAAGAAGCCAUCAUAUACAAAAAGGCGUUGGUAAAAAUAUAUUCUUGAAAGGAUGGCCAGAGAAACGUCAAUUAAAAUUGAAUUCUCGUGUUGCGUCUAAGUCUCCAAUACAACUCAAAAGCCCUAGCAGUAUUACCAAGAUUAAUAAAAAUGGAGUCACCAGGAAAGUUAAUGUCAUCAACGGCAAACCAAUGAAUGCAAAUGCGUUUAGAAAAUCUACAUAUCUGAUAGAUAUAAAUCGUAGUAGUGAUAGUAGCGCCAAUAUUGGCAUAAAUGGUGACAUCAGGCGCAAUGAUCAUGAUUAUUUUAGCGAUUACAGUGUUCAGACUCAUGAUAAAAGCCAGUACCAUGGAAGAAGCUCUAGCAUUGGAUAUCAUCCAAUGAUCGAAAACAUUGAAGAUGAUAAACUGAAGAGACAUUUUGAACCGGUUGUUCAUGACCAGGAAAAUAUUGAUCAUGAAGACUUCUUUGGAAAUACUCAGGAAAUAAUAACAUUUGCAGAAGAAGGAACACAAUAUCGACAAUAUCGAAUACUUGAAUUUUCGCCUCAAAAUCUCCGUGUUCCUAACCAAAAACUAUCAAUACGCAGCGCUCAGAUUCACAUACGGAUAGACAAGCCACACAGUAUCUGGAUCGACAGAGCAAAAAAUUUGCAGGAAGAACAUUUGCUGAAUACUAAACGAAAAUGGCGGGCAAAUAAACCUCAUCACAGAUUAAAAAUCUGGGUAUUUCAAUUACACACAGCUAUCAAUAUUACGGAAAAGGGAAUAGACAAGGCUAUCCUGUUCCGUGCUUCUUUUGAAGUUGACACCAAACAUUUGGGAUGGCAAAAAUUCGAUUUGACCGAAACAAUCCGUGAGUGGUAUGGCGGUAGUAGUAACGAAAAACUGCGGCUGUUGAUCGAUUGCACUGGCUGUGGUGGUCGUUACUCACUGCACCUAUUCCAGACUUCAAAACUAAGAGAUAACUCAUCAGACUAUUUAAGCCCAAAUCCUAAUCGACCAUUUCUGGUCCUUCACACGGAGUCAACUAGGACGAGACGUGUUCGGAGACGUGCCGUAGAUUGUGGCGGUGCUUUGAGUGGACAAUGCUGCAAAGAAUCGUUUUAUGUAUCUUUCAAGGCACUUGGUUGGGAUGACUGGAUUAUUGCACCCAGGGGAUACUUUGCAAACUAUUGCAGAGGCGAUUGCACUGGGUCGUUUAGAACACCCGACACAUUCCAAACAUUUCAUGCUCAUUUUAUAGAGGAGUAUCGCAAAAUGGGCUUAUUAAAUGGCAUGCGACCUUGUUGCGCUCCAAUAAAAUUCUCUAGUAUGUCAUUGAUUUACUAUGGAGAUGAUGGAAUCAUCAAAAGAGACUUGCCAAAAAUGGUUGUUGAUGAGUGUGGUUGCCCUUAGCCUUGUUUGAUAUCUGCUUUUACCUUUUCUAUUUUCCGUCCGGUAAAUAUAGGCAUAGAUAUCCUCGGUGAUCUUCAAAGUCAGUACGGAAGUUUUUUAGUAUUAGUAAUAUGUUCUAUUACAUUAAACAUUAUGUGUUAUUGACUUAGAAUAGGCUCAAUUGUAUUCAAUUUUAAGAUAGGCUGAUGACAAUAUUUGUAUAUUUACGAACAAACCCAAAAUUGUAAAAGUGCCUAAAUUAAAAGAAACCUAAAACUUUAAGAAUCUUGCAACUAACACUAAAAUAUCUUUGAAUAUGGUAAAAUCCGCUUUUAAUAAAUUUACAAAACCCUAAUGAUAACUCCAGUAGACAGUCCACUUCAUACUAAUAUAAAGCAAAAGCUUUUCAAGGCUUGCAACAUACAAAAUGUUUGGUUCAUUUUUCUCAAAAUAAUAAGAUAGAUCGUUUUAAAACUAAUGUCAAAGAGCAUUAAAAUUUAUUUUAUAUUACACUUAAAUCAAACGUUGGACUAUCCCCAAAAUGUUAGCCAUCUAAAUAAAAGAGGAUAAUAUGUUAUAAACCAAUAUAUUGCUGUUUCCGGGAUAUAUUGACGUUCGUUGGUGACAGUUUAUUAAGAUA
Drosophila elegans is the source of this 3826-nucleotide messenger RNA. It is a transcript of the gene Actbeta, whose product is annotated as inhibin beta chain. Gene Ontology annotation, biological process: SMAD protein signal transduction. The record is from RefSeq and is a predicted model, not a curated record. Lineage: Eukaryota; Metazoa; Arthropoda; Insecta; Diptera; Drosophilidae. The transcript has 6 exons. Gene Ontology annotation, cellular component: extracellular region. Bases 316 to 3207 code for a protein of 963 amino acids. Gene Ontology annotation, molecular function: growth factor activity; cytokine activity.